Paramuricea clavata is the source of this 252-nucleotide messenger RNA. NCBI's taxonomy places the organism in Eukaryota, Metazoa, Cnidaria, Anthozoa, Malacalcyonacea, Plexauridae. The record is from the annotation of a GenBank genome assembly.
GUGGUGAGAUUCGUAAAGCGUGACCACCUCUCAGAAACCGAGACAACAGACGGAGUGGUUAUAGAAGGGCCUGGGGUUAGAAAUGGUCAUAACUUUCAUUUGAGAAAAGACAGCGUUUGUAGCGAAGGAGUGACCAGUGUCUCAAGCAGUAUUCCUUGCUCGAACAGUCGUAUAAUGCCGAUAUACGAGGAAGCCAAUCAAGCUACGCACAGCCCUACAGACUCUAAUUACGUCAGCGAGUCAUCAGCGUAG